Messenger RNA from Sesamum indicum (sesame), 1537 nucleotides. Its product is annotated as zinc-finger homeodomain protein 8. Gene Ontology annotation, biological process: regulation of DNA-templated transcription; regulation of developmental process. The record is from RefSeq and is a predicted model, not a curated record. Gene Ontology annotation, molecular function: DNA-binding transcription factor activity; transcription cis-regulatory region binding. NCBI's taxonomy places the organism in Eukaryota, Viridiplantae, Streptophyta, Magnoliopsida, Lamiales, Pedaliaceae. Gene Ontology annotation, cellular component: nucleus.
AGUCAUCACUUCUCAUUAUCAUCAUCAUCAUCAUCAUCAACCAAACAAAACCAGUUUUCUCUCUCUCCUGUUCUUCCUUUCCUUCCCCUCUUAUUCUCCACCCUCUUCCCCACAUGCCCAAAGAUUCUUGCUUUUUCCCUCAAAUCAAAACCCUAACUCUCACUCUAAUCACACACUCUUAACCACAGAUAAAAGAAUUUCUUCUCCAUGUAAAUUGUUUCAGCUGCCAUGGACUUAACCAAUUCUACAGUCAAAACCCCUGACGCUGAAACUGAGACUCCCACCCGGAUCCAACCCGCUAAAGCUUCUCCUUUCACCAACGGUGUCCUCAAGCGCCACCCCCCGCUCCACCUCCACCACCCCGUCGUCGUCACUUACAAGGAAUGCCUCAAGAACCACGCCGCCACCCUCGGCGGCCACGCCCUCGAUGGCUGCGGCGAAUUCAUGCCCUCCCCUACAUCCAACCCCGCUGACCCCACCUCCUUGAAAUGCGCCGCCUGCGGAUGCCACCGCAACUUCCACCGACGUGAGCCCGAUGAAUCGCUCCUCCCCGCGCCGCCCAACGCCACCCCGGCUCUUGAGUACCGGCCCCAUCACCGCCACCACCCUCCUCCUCCUCCUCCUCCUCCGCCACCCCCGCGUGGGAACAGCGGCAGCAGCCCGAAUAAUUCGCCGUCGCCCCCGCCGAUCUCCUCCUCGUACUACCCUUCGGCGCCGCACAUGCUGUUGGCGCUCAGUCAUGGCCUUUCCGGCCGACCUCCUGACAGCGGCACUCCAAUUUCCGGCGGCAUUAACGCUAGCUCCGUGCCUCUACUCAACUCUAACAGCCGUAAGCGUUUCCGUACCAAGUUCACCCAAGAUCAGAAGGAGAAAAUGUUCGAAUUUGCUGAGAGAGUGGGGUGGAAAAUGCAGAAGAGAGAUGAAGAUGUGAUUAGUGAAUUUUGCAGUGAAAUUGGAGUGGACAAAGGGGUGUUCAAAGUGUGGAUGCAUAACAACAAGAACACUUUUGGUAAGAAAGAUCAACACCAACCCCAGUUAUCUAACACCACCACCACAGCUCCGCCGGCCGCCACCACCAACGGCAGUGGGAUCAAUUUUGGCUCCGCCUCGGAAGAAGGGCACUACCACCACCACCAGCAGCACGAGGAAAACUAUGACAGCAAAGAGAAUGUUCAUGGGCAAGAAUUGAGCCACCACCAUCAACUUCAUGAUAACAGUAGUACUGCUCAUAUUCUUGGUACUAAUGGCUCUUCUUCUUCUUCUUGAUCUUCUCUCUCAUGGUGGGAUUAUGGAUUAAAAUAAGUUGUUAGAUAGCAAUUACCGAAAAGAAAAAAAAAAAAAAGGGGGCAAGAGGAAGCGAUGGAUCGAUGCUGCAGCGCAAUCUGUUAGUUUCUGAGUUUUCUGCUUAUUUUAGAUUUUACCUUUAAUUUCUUAAUCUUGUUCUUAAUUAGUAGUUAUUAAUAUGACUAGUCAUCAAUCAUCAUCACUCUGAGAGUUCAAAAAUGGAGGAAUUCAAUUAUAUUAUUUUGAUGGGUUA